Messenger RNA from Fukomys damarensis (Damara mole-rat), 4173 nucleotides. It is a transcript of the gene Sik1, whose product is annotated as salt inducible kinase 1. Gene Ontology annotation, molecular function: protein serine/threonine kinase activity; tau-protein kinase activity; ATP binding. The annotation marks the transcript as partial. The record is from RefSeq and is a predicted model, not a curated record. Lineage: Eukaryota; Metazoa; Chordata; Mammalia; Rodentia; Bathyergidae. The transcript has 14 exons. Gene Ontology annotation, biological process: intracellular signal transduction; microtubule cytoskeleton organization; protein phosphorylation. Gene Ontology annotation, cellular component: cytoplasm.
GUGAUCGUGUCGGAGUUGAGCGCGGCCCCAGCGGGCCCCAGCCAGGGCCCGCAGAAAACCCUCCGCGUGGGCUUCUACGACGUGGAACGUACCCUGGGCAAAGGCAAUUUCGCGGUGGUGAAGCUGGCCCGGCAUCGAGUCACCAAAACACAGGUUGCAAUAAAAAUAAUUGAUAAAACACGAUUAGAUCCAAGCAAUUUGGAGAAAAUCUACCGCGAAGUCCAGCUGAUGAAGCUUCUCAACCACCCCAAUAUCAUCAGGCUGUACCAGGUUAUGGAGACAAAGGAUAUGCUUUACAUCGUCACUGAAUUUGCGAAGAACGGAGAAAUGUUCGAUUACCUGACUGCCAACGGGCACUUGAGCGAGCACGAGGCGCGGAAGAAGUUCCGGCAGAUCCUGUCUGCCGUGGAGUACUGCCACAGCCACCACAUCGUGCACCGGGACCUCAAGACGGAGAACCUGCUGCUGGACGGCAACAUGGACGUCAAGCUGGCAGAUUUUGGAUUUGGGAAUUUCUACAAGCCUGGAGAGCCUCUGUCGACGUGGUGUGGGAGCCCCCCAUAUGCAGCCCCCGAAGUCUUUGAGGGGAAGGAGUAUGAAGGCCCCCAGCUGGACAUCUGGAGCCUCGGUGUCGUGCUGUACGUCCUCGUGUGCGGCUCUCUCCCUUUCGAUGGACCCAACCUGCCGACGCUGAGGCAGCGGGUGCUGGAGGGCCGGUUCCGCAUCCCCUUCUUCAUGUCUCAAGACUGCGAGAUGCUGAUCCGCCGAAUGCUGGUGGUGGACCCCGCCAAGCGCAUCAGCAUUGCCCAGAUCUGGCAGCACCGCUGGAUGCAGGCCGACCCCGCCCUCCUGCGCCAGGCCGACCCCACCCUCUCCGUGCUCAGCUAUACCUCCAACCUGGGCGACUACAACGAGCAGGCACUGGGCAUCAUGCAGGCCCUGGGCAUUGACCGGCAGAGGACCGUGGAGUCACUGCAGAACAGCUGCUAUAACCACUUCGCCGCCAUCUACUACCUCCUGCUUGAGCGCCUCAAGGAGCAUCGGGGUGCGCAGCCACUGGCCCGGCCCAUCCCCACCCGGCAGCCCCGGCCCCGAAGCUUGGACCUUGGCGGUCUGGAGAUGCCUCAGGAAGGACUCCCUGGCGACCCUUUCCGGUCCUCCCUGCUGUGCCCACAGCCCCAGGCCUUGGCACAGUCUGUCCUGCAGGCUGAGAUGGACUGCGACCUCCACAGCUCGCUACAGCCCUUGUUCCUCCCGCCGGACGCCAACUGCAAUGGCAUAUUCCCGCACCGCUCCAUCUCCCCCAGCACCCUGCUAGACACGGCCAUCAGCGAGGAGGCCAGGCCGGGGCCCUGCCUGGAGGAGGAGCCAGAGGCCCAGGAGCCCCUGCGUGGCACCACAGGGCGCAGGCACACGCUGGCCGAGGUCUCCACCCACUUCUCUCCGCUCACCCCUCCCUGUAUCGUCGUGUCCUCCUCUGCUGCAGCGGGCACCUCGGAAGGGACCAGCUCCGACAGCUGUCUGACCUUCUCCACAGGCGAAGGCCUUGCCGGGCUCGGCAGCAGCCUGGCCACCCAGGGGCUGCUGGGCACCUGCUCCCCAGCCAGACUGGCCUCGCCUUUCCUGGGGGCACAGUCAGCCACCCCUGUGCUGCAGGCCCAGGGGGGCCUCGGUGGAGCUGUCCUGCUCCCUGUCAGCUUCCAGGAGGGACGGAGGGCAUCGGACACCUCGCUGACUCAAGGGCUGAAGACCUUCCGGCAGCAGCUGCGGAAGGACGCACGGACCAAGGGGUUCCUGGGGCUCAACAAGAUCAAGGGGCUGGCGCGCCAGAUGUGCCAGGCAUCCUCUAGCCGAGUGUCCAGGGCCGGUCUGAGUGCCUUCCACACUCCUGCCCCGAGCCCCAGCCUGCAGGGUGCAGGCUCCGGUGGCCGUGAGAGCAGAGGCCUGCUGGAGGAGGUGCUGCACCAGCAGAGGCUGCUCCAGUUGCAGCACCAGCCAGCCGCCCCUCCCAGCUUCCUGCAGACUGGCGCGUCCCCUGUGAUGUCGGCCGCGCGGCUCCUGGACACCCACCUGCACAUCAGCACCAGCCCCGAGCCCCUCCCCACUGGGGCCCUGGCGCCCUGCUUCACCAGGCUGGUCCCGGGCUGCGACCCCACUGCACGGCUGCAAGGGGACUGCGAGAUGGAGGACUUCACCUCUGGCCAGCAGGGGACGUUCGUCCUGGUGCAGUGAGGAUGGUCCCGCUGCAUCUGCCUGGCUUUUCCAAGCAAUAAUUUCAGAGUAUGUGAAGUGUUUUUGGACUCAAAGCCAAGAACUUUUCUAGAAGCAAAACAAGCAAUACGUUAGGUGUAUGGGCUUUUAGUUCAUUUUUUGUUUUACUUUUUUCCUUGCACUGAAUGACCUCAACUCCGAGUAGGGACUGGAAACUGAAGAAAAAUAAUCGAGGGUGUGUUGUGCAGGUGGGGGGUGGGGGAGCGGGAUGAGGGAAGACCGCUGGCUGCGGGGCCGGCAGGGCAGGGGCCUGGGCCCUCUGUCCACAGCUGUGUCUGGAGGUGACGGCCCUGACCAUCCCUGGAAGGUCCCGAGCAGCCACGUGUGUGCGUGCGUGGCUCAGUAUCCUUUGGUUUUAGUUGAUGGUUCUCCACUUCCGGAAUUUAUGCUUCAACGGAAACUGUGAACUUGCUGCUUCGUGUGUGGGUUGGCACAGCCCCAGGGCCGCCCGGGAAGGGGACUCGGGACGUUGGCUCGGAGGGUAGUCUUCUCGCUUGAGUGGGGAGCUGAGUGCACUCCUCAGGAGUCCGUUUUCCAGCACUGUUGGGAGGAACUGCAGGGAGGACUUGGGGCGGGGGCCACGGCCGAGGGCUCUGUCCCAGGGCACUUGGCCCAGAGCCCCUGGCACCUCCAGGAAGCCAAGAGCUUUCUUCUUGCUGCGCAUCUCGUUUCCGCUGCUAAUCACUGAGUUUUUAUGCAUUUCAUUAUCAGGGUCCAAUCACAACACCUGACCUGGGGGAAACGGUGCAGUGUCCCAGGGCUGUGACAGACUCCCCGUCCUGGUGACACAGCCCCGGCACCCAGGCCCACACUCUGGGCGUCUGGCUUUCAUUCAAGGAAGAUGCGGUGGGAAGCUUAGGUCAGUGUUUUUAGAGCUGUGUCUCUUUUUUUUUUUUUUUUUUAAGCAAAUACUGUAUAUUUAUAUAAAUAGGAGACCAUAGACACUACUUAUUUUUUAUAUUUUUUACUACACUUUUGUGUUCCUGGUUAAAACCUCCCUCUUGGUCACCCUGGGUUAGUGUCCCUGCAGCACCGGGUUUGCUGAGGAAGGGGCCACAGCCACCCCUCAGCACUGGCGGGGACGCUGGGCAGGGGCGGCCAAACCUCAGUGGGACAGAGGCCACCACCAUGUCCCAACUGCCGCAAGGCACGUGCCCGUCCCCUCCUCGCCCAGGUGCCUUUGCUUCCCGUGGCUCUCGCAGCCCAAAGUAUUGCACAGGGGCCACCAAGAAAGGGGCAAAAGAGGGACUUUUCCAAAGCCAAAGAUUGACAGAGUUACCUGAGGGCAGGAAGGAGGCCCACACGUGUUGGUGUCGCAGUGUGGCCCCCGCCCGCUGGCCACCUGUGGCCUCUGCACAUGUGCUGAGCUCCAUGUGUUGCUGCGGUGCUCUGUGGCUGCUUAGGGACGGGUGAAGGACCAUCCUGCAGAGGGUGGACCUGGCACCCGGCCACAGAGAAAACACCAAAAUCCCCUGCCUGCCACCUCCGGACGCCGCUGGCCGCCACCUGCCUUUACCUGCAGGAAGCAGCUGACCUUCCCGCUCGUGUGAUCAAAGGCCUCGCGCCACCCGUGUUUCUCUCUGAAGCAGCGACAAGCACUUUACUUUCCAAGCGGUUUUGUUUUUCCUUAGCACUGUAGACCUCUUUGAGAGGACGGGAAAGUGUGUUUUUGUUUCUCAUCUUUUUAGGUGUGUGCAGUGUUUUGUAGAUUUCCCGACAGCGCUGUACUGCAGACUCCUGCGGUAGCCUAUUUAAAGACACUACGUGAUCUGGUUGAGAUGUAUAUAAAUUUUUUUUACCAUAACAACUGUUUCGUUUCUUAUGUUAACGUGAGAGAUGUAUGCCAAAUGAUCAGCUGAUGUAUGUUUUUUUAAUUUAAUAUUUAAAUAAAAUAUUUGGGGG